Symbiodinium necroappetens is the source of this 1013-nucleotide messenger RNA. The record is from the annotation of a GenBank genome assembly. Lineage: Eukaryota; Dinophyceae; Suessiales; Symbiodiniaceae.
GUCAGACAUUGGAUACCGGGGAAGGCGUCCAGCAGAGCUGGUACCAGCUGCCUCUGUCAAACUCGAUCUGUUACGACCUAAACGUAGGCCUCCACUGCCAGUUUCGCUGCUACCUGAAGUUGAGCUGCGAGUACGCUACGGGAAGUGGCAUUUUCCUGGAGGAGUACCCGGACACGUCGUGCUCCGGUACCGUGACCAACUCGAUGGCGAUGGCCAGACACCUGACCUGGAUGGGUGCCGUGAGCUGGUUCCAAGGAGCUUGUACAUCGGAUGGCAACGGCAAAUACAUGCAGUUCAACAAGCCGGUUACUUCCUACCCGGACUGCAGCGCCCAAGGCGCCGUGGACAUCGGUGAAGGUGCCGAUGUGACGUACGAGGCAAGAUACUACAUGCAGUUCUACUCUGACAGCAGCUGCACGACUGAAUUCCAGGUCAACGAGUUCAGCUCCUUCCAGUACAACCGGUUUCAGUGGAGGGUCUACCGUGGAUCCCAGCACUGCCUGGACUACGUAGAUGCGACGACGCGGCCUUCCAACUGGACUGCGGCAGUCAUCAAUGCUGACGUCUUGAACUUCAAGUUGAUGUGUGGCAACAUGGAUGGUCUCGGCAACGGUAUAUUGGUCAGGCGCCACAACGGGAAUGUUUGUUCUGGCACAUCUGCAGACUCAGAGUACUGGAGAGAUGUGUUCUUCCCCAUGAACCUGUUCUUGGUGCAGGACUUCUUCAAUGGGGAAUGUGUGGAGUGGGGUUCCAUGUGGGUGAAGUUUGACAAGAAGUGGGACACCAUGCACUACCCCGACUGCUCGCAGUUUGCCUGCAGGUCAGGCUACUGUUCUGGAGGACGCCUGCAGCAGCCCUACACCGGGGCCAGCCCGUACGUCGGCGAUAUCAGGACGCCAGUUGCGCAAGCCCAAGUCCUUCCUAGCCGCGGGCUGCAUCAGGCGGCAAUUGGCUGGUGGAUCUUCUUGGGUCUCGCUGUCCUGAGCCUUCGGCUUCCGAGCGCUGCAUGCUGA